Messenger RNA from Aspergillus viridinutans, 870 nucleotides. RefSeq lists its product as uncharacterized. Bases 1 to 870 code for a protein of 289 amino acids. Gene Ontology annotation, biological process: carbohydrate metabolic process; fungal-type cell wall organization. NCBI's taxonomy places the organism in Eukaryota, Fungi, Ascomycota, Eurotiomycetes, Eurotiales, Aspergillaceae. Gene Ontology annotation, molecular function: glycosyltransferase activity; hydrolase activity, hydrolyzing O-glycosyl compounds. Gene Ontology annotation, cellular component: fungal-type cell wall. The transcript is spliced from 3 exons. The record is from RefSeq and is a predicted model, not a curated record.
AUGAACCUGCCAUUGCUGGCCAUUUCGGCCUUUGUCUCCCUCGGUGCCGCGCAGACCUAUACCAGCUGCAAUCCUACGAACACAACUUGUGACCCCGACACAGGCCUGAAACAAUGGAGCCUGUCCACCGAUUUCACCCAGGGUAGCUCCGAUGAAUGGACUGCCAUAUCGGGCAAUGUCACCUACGGCAGCAACGGGGCCGAAUUCACCAUCAACAAGCGGUACGAUGCGCCUACGCUUGAGACCAACUUUUACAUUUUCUUCGGCGAGGUCGAGGUUGUCAUGAGAGCAGCCAAUGGCACCGGUAUCGUUAGCUCCAGCGUCAUACAGUCGGAUGAUCUGGACGAGAUUGACUGGUAUGCUGAUGCCGUCGACGGGAAGAACUACCCGCAAACACCCAUGGUCGUGAAGCUGGGCAUCUGGGCCGGUGGCGAGACGGAUUACGACGAUGUCCCCUUCACCAUGUACGUCAAGUCGGUCAACAUCAUCAACUACAACCCCGCUGCUUCGUACAACUACACCGACGAGACGGGUUCGUAUACCAGUAUUGUGGCCUCGAAUUCGACUACCGGCAGUGGCAUCCAUAGCUCCAACUCGGUCAGUUUGUCCGCUUCCUCGUCCUCUACUUCAACCUCCACCUCUACGUCUUCUAGAGCAUUGGUUGCUGCGGCGAGUACUUACCCGGCCUCUGUGCAGACCUCCAGAAGUGGUGUUGUCAGCUCGUCCUCUUCGUCUGCUUCCUCUUCUUCCUCAGCGGCUGCAUCCGGCUCGGCUAGUGCUUCGGCCGUAUUCACCGGUGCUGCCGUGACCAAUCUGCCUUGCUUCUUUUUUACUGUUUUCUUCGCACUGGCUAUCGUACUUGGCUUCUAA